Acipenser ruthenus (sterlet) is the source of this 913-nucleotide messenger RNA. RefSeq names its product TBC1 domain family member 2A-like. Bases 95 to 433 code for a protein of 112 amino acids. The record is from RefSeq and is a predicted model, not a curated record. NCBI's taxonomy places the organism in Eukaryota, Metazoa, Chordata, Actinopteri, Acipenseriformes, Acipenseridae. The transcript is spliced from 2 exons.
ACCUACAGUCCUUUCAGCUCCUUCAGUUUCUUCAGUUACAAACGAGUCUGCGCAGGAACCAAAGACUGGAGGAAAGAGUUCUCCAUCAAGCAGCAUGAACAAGAGGGAGAAGAAAAUGACCAGUUCUCUUCAGCCUUCUGGGGAGAAGGUGUCAGGAAAGGAGGGGAGCCCCGUGGACAAACUAUCCAGACUCCAGCACGAGGUGUUCACGCUCACUGAGGAGCUCAAGUCACAAAAGGAGCUGGUGCGACUCCUUCACAAGGUCCUGGAGGCAGCACAGCAGGAGAAGAGGACCAGCAAACAGUUCCUGGCUGGAACUGGUGCGGCACAAAGAGAGGUGUAUCGCGGACCUGGACGGCCGCCUGGAGGCCCUGCUCAAAGACAAGGAGGAGCUGGAGCAGCGGCUGGCCAUGCAGGACUGCCAAGUGAAUGAGCUUGAGCUGCAGCAGCACGUGCAGCUCAUGAUGGAGAAGAACAAUGCCAAGCAGGAAGUCAUCCUCAAGCUCUCCGAGCAGGUGGCCGCCUGCAUGGCUGACCCCCAGCGUACCGUAGCCAACUCCAUGGGCACAGAGACCUUCUGCAGGCUGCAGGAGAAGAUUGAGCACCUCAAGGUUAUUUUAAAAGUUACUUUUACAUUACAGCCAUGGGAAGUACGUCAACUCUUGUUUCAAGAAACACGGAUAAAACCACACUCUUUUUUUUGGUUUUGUUUGACCACCAUGUAAUCCUGCAUGAUGUGAAAAAGCAGUAAAGUAACUGAUCCAUGUUUUCACUGCUGGGGUGUCACAUAUGGUAUUCUGCACCUUCUCUGCAUCCAAUAAGCAUUACAAACAUGACAUCUUAACUAGCUUUUAUUAGCAUUGGAGCAGACACACAAUUACUGUUUGCCACUCCAGUCUAAGUGAUUCAUUUA